Molecule: messenger RNA, 1853 nt
Organism: Sceloporus undulatus (fence lizard)
Lineage: Eukaryota; Metazoa; Chordata; Lepidosauria; Squamata; Phrynosomatidae
Gene: SBSPON
Product: somatomedin B and thrombospondin type 1 domain containing
Exons: 6
Coding region: 173-1012 (279 amino acids)
Source: RefSeq, a predicted model, not a curated record
GCAUCCCUCCUUUCCUUUCCCUCCAGCAGAGCCCCGCAAUCCCUCCUCGCUCGCUGCAGCCGGGAGAGAGAGGGGCGCCCUCCUUUUGGCGCCUUUUUUCAAUUGGUGUGUGACUGAGGGGUCUCCUCUGUCUUCUGGACUUGGCACUGAAAGCCUUCUUCUCUGCCUCUCCAUGGCCCACAGAAGGUGGGCAGGGGAGAUGGGGAGCCUGGCUUUUGGGGUGCUGCAGGCGCUGCUGCUGCUGCUGCUAGCACUGGCUCGCUGUGCCAGGGCUGGCUGUGCUGCAGAAGGGCGCUGCUGCCCAGGCAAGGAGCCCAGCUGUGCCAGCACCGGUUGGCGCCUCAGCCGAGCCUAUGGCACCUGCUACUGCGACGAGGAGUGCCAGCGGACGGGAGACUGCUGCUACGACUACGCCCAGGUGUGCCCAGCUGUUCCAUGCAUUGUUGGGGAAUGGAGUCACUGGAGUGGAUGUGCCGAACAGUGUCAACCGAAAUUCCGUAUGCGUAGACGCAGUGUACAGCAGGAACCCAAAAAUGGUGGGGAGCCUUGUCCUCCAUUAGAAGAGAAAGCUGGAUGCCUGGAAUAUACUACUUAUGAAGGGCAAGAGUGUGCAAAUGAACAUGUUCCUGCAUUCAUAACUAGUUUUGAAUAUAAUAAAGAGAGAAAAAAGAGAGCUGUAAACCCAAGAUGGUCUUCAGAAACAGAAGAGUCUAGGAGCUACUGUGUGGAAUUUAAAACUGAAUCGUUGUCGCCUUAUUGCUCUAUGGAGACUCGCCCAUAUGCUCGAUGGAUGCAGUAUCUGCGAGAAGGAUAUACUGUGUGUGUAACCUGCCAGCCUCCAGCAAUGCAUACCGUUAGCCACCGCUGUUAUGGAGAUGGUGUUGAUGCUGAUAGGAAUAAAGUUCUUCAUUGGCAAGCAGUAGGCAAUCCAUCCUGCCGUGGCACGUGGAAGAAAGUUCAGCAAGUGGAAGAAUGCUCAUGCCCUCUAGUACAUAGCUUUAUUUUUACGUAGCAGCUUGAACACAUACCUUUGAUGGAAACAAGAAAGCUACUCAAGUACUGGACUUGUGUAAAAGACAUUACUUAUAAGCAAGUGAGAAGCCAAACUUUUGGAAUCACACCUAUCCUUUCCUGCAGUGAGGAACAUUGAGGUAACAAUCUCCAAAUUAUACCAUGCAGCUCUGAAGACAGAACUUGGUAUUACAGUGGAAUUUGACUUUGCAUGAUCUGAGGUGGAUGAUGGAUGAUCCAAAGUCACAUGCUUCAAUUUAUCUUAUCAGGGUCGCGAUUUCUCAAGUGCAAAUGUUUGCUUUGUCCACAAAAUGAGAGAAACUGCUCAAAUAAAACUCCUAAGAUUAAUAUGUACAUUUCAGCCAUAUUCACUCUGCAACAUGACCAUUUCCUUAGAAACCAAAUAUUAAGUUGUUGGAAAGCCUGCCUGCUUAACUUCAACAAAUGGUAGGAAGGCUGCUGCAUAAUAUAGUAUAUUUUCAUAAUGAGUGAAUAGUUCCCUGCAUGACUAGAGCUGCUGUGAAGCAAGGACUGCUUCCAUGUGGCACCUAGUCAUCUGAAACUACCCAGGUAGACUGGAAGGAAGCCAAAUGCGGCCUUCUGGAUGUGAUUGUAGUGCAGCUCCUACAAUCCUUAACCAGCACAGGCAAUGGUGAGCAAUUUAGCCACAUUUGGAUGGCUAUACUUUGUUCAGCCCUGAUCAGAAUUUCCUUUCCUCAUAAGUUCCAUCUGCUAGGCUGCUUCUAAUCCUUUAUGUCCAAACUGCUUUCCACAGAACUAUUUAAAAAGAAUAGUUAUUAUAGCAAUAGCAAGUACAUUUCUAUACCGCUUAUCAGUGCACU